AUGUCUAUUGUUAAAACCUUAAUUGUUGUAGUUGUUAAAAAAAAUUGGCCAAUAUUCCAACUAGAUGUUAAUAAUGCUUUCUUACAUGGGGACUUAGCUAAAAAGGUUUUUAUGAAGCUCCCACCUGGUCUUUCUGUAUCUACUACAUCUGCUGCUUCUAUUUCCACUCCUUUGGGUUCUGGUGAUGCUUUAGUACUCUUAGUGGUCUAUGUUGAUGAUAUCAUCAUCACUGGGACAUAUGUGUGUGAGAUCGCUGCUGUGAAAAACUUUCUCCACGAUCAAUUUAAGAUUAAAGAUUUGGGCCAUCUUAACUACUUUAUGGGUAAUGAAGUGUUGUAUUCUGAGGGUAGGAUGUUGCUGCAUCAGAAAAAAUUUGUGCAUAAUCUUCUCAAAGAGUUCCACUCAUAUGAUUGUUCUUCAGUUAUAUCCCCCAUUGUAAUGCAUGACAAGCUGCAGGCUGAUCAUGGUGAUCCUCUGCCCAAUCCCGAGUCUUAUAGGUGUUUAGUGGGUAAACUUAAUUUCUUAACCCGUACAAGACUUGAUAUUUGCUUUGCAGUGCAACAUUUAAGUCAAUUUAUGCAGAAGCCUUGCCUUCCUUACAUGCAGGUUGUUUUACGUUUACUCAGUUAUCUCAAUGAUAGUAAGAAGUCCAUUAGUGGUUUUUGCCUUCUAUUAAGGGGUUGUCUAGUCGGCUGGAAGUCCAAGAAGCAAUCUGUAGUCUCUUUGUCAUUUGCAGAAAUCGAAUACAGGUCUAUGAGUAAGGCCACUGCUGAAAUCACUUGGGUUUGCAGGCUUCUUUAUGAUUUUGGUGUUGUUUUUUCUUCUCCUGUUACUCUGUUUUGUGAUAACCAGGCAGCCAUCUAUAUUGCUAAGAACUUUGUCUUCCAUGAGCGCAGAAAGCACAUUGAAUUGGAUUGCCACUUUGUUCGCACCAAGUUGAAUGAAGGUUUACUUCAGCUGCUUCACACUUCCAGUGCCAAUCAGCUUGCUGAUAUGUUCACUAAACCGUUGGGGGGAGCUAUUCAUCAUCUGCAUCUUCGCAAGUUAGGGGUUAUCUCAUCCUCCAACUUGUCGGGAGGUAUUGAGAUACAAGAUGAUGAUAUUACUUAA
This is a messenger RNA of Nicotiana tabacum (common tobacco), 1110 nucleotides long. The record is from RefSeq and is a predicted model, not a curated record. NCBI's taxonomy places the organism in Eukaryota, Viridiplantae, Streptophyta, Magnoliopsida, Solanales, Solanaceae.